Molecule: messenger RNA, 1164 nt
Organism: Thamnophis sirtalis
Lineage: Eukaryota; Metazoa; Chordata; Lepidosauria; Squamata; Natricidae
Source: RefSeq, a predicted model, not a curated record
AGCGACAUCUGGUCCCUGGGGAUCACGGCCAUUGAGAUGGCCGAAGGAGCUCCUCCCCUGUGUGACAUGCACCCCAUGCGUGCUCUCUUCCUCAUCCCGCGCAAUCCUCCGCCCAAGCUGAAGUCCAAGAAAUGGUCCAAGAAGUUCAUCGACUUCAUUGACAACUGCCUGAUCAAAGCCUACCCCAACCGCCCCCCCACUGAGCAGCUGCUCAAGUUCCCCUUCAUCCGCGACCAGCCCACUGAGCGGCAGGUCCGCAUCCAGCUCAAGGACCACAUCGACCGCACCCGCAAGAAGAGAGGGGAGAAGGACGAGACGGAGUAUGAGUACAGCGGCAGUGAGGAAGAGGACGAUGGGCGCGGUGAGGAAGGAGAGCCGAGCUCCAUCAUGAAUGUCCCCGGGGAGUCCACCCUGCGGAGGGAGUUCCUCCGCCUGCAGCAGGAGAACAAGAGCAACUCGGAGGCUCUGAAGCUGCAGCAGCAACUGGCCGCCCAGCACCGUGACUCCGAGGCCCAUAUCAAACACCUGCUGCACCAGCGCCAGCGCCGCAUCGAGGAGCAGAAGGAAGAGCGCCGGCGAGUGGAAGAGCAGCAGCGCCGAGAGCGAGAGCAGCGGAAGCUUCAGGGCAAGGAGCACCAGCGGCGCCUGGAGGACCUGCAAGUGAUGCGCCGAGAGGAGGAGCGGCGGCAGGCGGAGCGGGAGCAGGAGUACAUCAGGCACAAGCUGGAGGAGGAGCAGAGGCAGCUGGAGAUCCUGCAGCAGCAGCUCCUGCAGGAACAGGCCCUGCUGCUGGAGUACAAGCGGAAGCAGCUGGAGGAGCAGCGGCAGUCGGAGCGGCUCCAGAGGCAGCUCCAGCAGGAGCACGCCUACCUCAAGUCCCUCCAGCAGCAGCAGCAGCAGCAGCAGCCGCAGCCCCAGCAGCCGAAGCCCCUCUACCACCACAGCCGCAGCAGCGCGGCCGCCCCCGAGAAGCCCCCCUGGGCCCGGGAGGUGGAGGAGCGGCUGAGCAAGGAGAGCUCCCCUUCGCUGGCAGCCAAGACCAAGCUGGGGGCCCCCGGGCAAGACGUCGGCCCCCAGCCCUGUGCCGAGUCGGGGGCCCUCGCCUCGUCCUCUCAGACGCCCCCCAUGCAGCGCCCUGUCGAACCCCAGGAGGGGCAGCACAAG